Messenger RNA from Homalodisca vitripennis (glassy-winged sharpshooter), 870 nucleotides. Its product is annotated as jerky protein homolog-like. The coding region runs from base 1 to 870 and encodes 289 amino acids. Gene Ontology annotation, molecular function: DNA binding. The record is from RefSeq and is a predicted model, not a curated record. Gene Ontology annotation, cellular component: nucleus. The transcript has a single exon. NCBI's taxonomy places the organism in Eukaryota, Metazoa, Arthropoda, Insecta, Hemiptera, Cicadellidae.
AUGGAUGAAACUGGGUUAAACUUCAAACUUUUACCUCGAAAAACAUUGGCUACGGCGAAAGAAAAGUCUGCUCCUGGCUUUAAAGUAAGCAAGGAAAGAAUCACAGUGGCUCUUUGUUCCAAUGCUUCAGGCACCCACAAACUACCUCUGUUUGUCAUCGGUAAGUCAGCAAAACCCAGGGCAUUUAAAACCUUGGACAUGUCAAAGCUACCAGUGUACUACCGCUCACAGAAAUCGGCUUGGAUGGAUUCUCAUUUAUUCAAAGAGUGGUUUAUUUGUGAGUUCGUGCCUAAAGUAAAAAGUCAUUUGUUGAGUUUGAAACUUCCUGUAAGCGCACUUCUUCUUCUCGACAAUGCGCCUACCCACCCGGAUGAACUGACAUGUGAGGGUGAGACUGGAAUAAAACUGUAUUUUCUGCCCCUCAAUGUGACAAGUCUCCAACAGCCAAUGGAUCAGGGUGUCAUUGAAUGUGUUAAAAGGAAAUACCGGAGAAAGCUCCUUUCAGAAGUUCUAUUCAAGCUAGAAAACGAUGAACAAACAGACCUAAUCCAAGUGUUAAAAACAAUCAACGUGAAGGACGUCAUUUUUAUGGUGGCUAAGGCGUAUGAUGAAGUAACAGCCUUGACAAUAACAAAGUCAUGGAGAAAAGUCUGGCCAGACAUUGAAAAAGCCUUUGAAAAGGACGGAAAUAAUCUUGUUGUACCCGACCUUGAACAUGAAACAGAGGAACGGGUAGAAAUCCUAAGUGACUUAAUGCUACUGCCUCACACUGAAGACAUUGUGGAACAAGAUGUUUUGGAGUGGUUGACCGCUGAAAAGGAGCUCGAUAAUGAAGUUUUGAAUGAUGAAGAAAUAGCUCAUUCGGUUUAA